GCAACUUAUUAGCAACUUAUUAUUCCUAUAGCUAGAGAGUGUUCCAUCUUGGUGCUAAAAAUGGAGGGUUUGUGCCAUCAUUAUAGGUUCUUAAUAGUAACACUAGUGGUACUUUCUGGGCUUCGGCAAUCUUAUUCUUCAACAACCACUCGGAAAUUUGAAUUUAAUAUUGAGUGGAAGAAGGUAACACGUUUGUGCCACACAAAACCACUUCUAACAGUGAACGGGGAGUACCCAGGUCCAACCAUUGCUGUCCAUGAAGGUGACAAUGUUGAAGUGAAGGUUACUAAUCGCGUUUCCAUGAACACUACCAUCCAUUGGCAUGGAAUAAGGCAACUAAGAAGUGCAUGGGCAGAUGGACCAGCUUACAUCACACAGUGCCCUAUUAGAGGAGGGCAGUCCUACACAUACAACUUCACUGUGAUCGAUCAAAGAGGCACCCUUCUAUGGCAUGCACAUUAUGGCUGGCAACGUGCUUCAUUAUAUGGUGCCUUCAUAAUCUACCCUCGCAUGCCAUAUCCAUUCUCAGUUCCAACCCAAUCUGAAGUCCCUAUCAUAUUUGGGGAAUGGUGGAAUGGAGAUGUGGAUGCUGUGGAAAAUGAGAUGAUGUUGUAUGGUGGUGGGCCUAAUAGUUCAGAUGCUUAUACCAUUAAUGGCUUGCCUGGACCUCUUUAUCCUUGCUCAAAGAAAGAUACUUUCAUCCAGACAGUCGAGCGUGGAAAAACCUACUUGUUUAGAAUCAUCAAUGCAGCACUUAAUGAUGAGCUCUUCUUUGCCAUAGCUAAUCACACAUUGACUGUUGUUGAAGCUGAUGCAGUUUAUACCAAACCUUUCACAACUAGAGCCAUAAUGGUUGCUCCUGGACAAACCACUAAUGUUUUGGUCACGGCAAAUCAAGUUCCAGACUCAUCGGGCAUGUUUGUAAUGGCAGCAAAGCCUUAUGUCACUGCCGUUUUCCCCUUUGAUAAUUCCACCACAGCUGGCUUUCUAAAAUACAAAAGUACAAGGACUGAAAAAAUUGAGGCCCCAACUUUGCCUACCAACCUUGCAUUUCACAAUCUUCCUGAAAUGAAAGACACAGUCUAUGCCACAACAUUUUCUAAAAUGCUUCGUAGCCUUGCAUCUCCUGAGUACCCUUGCAACGUGCCCAAAAAGAUUGACAAGCGAGUUAUAACAACUGUAAGCCUUAACCUUCAAGAUUGUCCUGCAAACAAAACUUGCAAAGCUUUAGGCAAGAGAUUCUUUGCUUCAAUGAACAAUCAAUCAUUUGUUCGGCCGUUUAAGUCAGUAUUGGAAAGCCAUUACAAGAACCUCACAAAUGUUGAAUUUUCGUAUGAUUUCCCCGAAGAGCCUCCUACUGCUUUUAAUUAUACCGGCGUAGACCCCCUCACCGAAAACAUGAACACAGAGUUUGGUACAAAGCUUUUGGAAGUGCCUUACGGCACAAACAUGGAAAUUGUGCUGCAGGGUACAAGUUUUCUUAAUAAAGAGAACCAUCCCAUUCAUGUCCAUGGUCACAAUUUCUUUGUCGUUGGCAGUGGGUUUGGGAAUUUCGAUGUUGCUAAGGAUCCAGCAAAAUAUAAUCUUGUUGAUCCUCCAGAGAGAAACACAGUGCCAGUUCCAACUGGGGGAUGGGCUGCAAUUAGACUCAAGGCUGACAAUCCAGGAGUUUGGUUCAUACAUUGCCAUCUUGAGGAACAUACUUCCUGGGGUCUUGCUAUGGUUUUCAUUGUCAAAAAUGGUAUAGGCCAAUCUCAGAGCUUGCUUCCUCCACCUAAAGAUCUCCCACUCUGCUAAGAUUACUAUAACUAUUAGUCUGGGAAUCAGAUGCCAAAUUUUUGAUGAUCGAGUUUACAACUUCUCUUAGCUUAUCACUAUAUGUAAAUCAUAAAAGCGUUUGUCAAUCUUUAGUUUAAUGGAUUAGCAUAUGAGGUACGUGCAGUGUGUAUAAGUGUUUCUUGUGGAAUUUUAUAUAUAGUUUGUGAACCUUUACAA
Molecule: messenger RNA, 1995 nt
Organism: Quercus lobata
Lineage: Eukaryota; Viridiplantae; Streptophyta; Magnoliopsida; Fagales; Fagaceae
Gene: LAC1
Product: laccase 1
Exons: 5
Coding region: 61-1797 (578 amino acids)
Biological process (GO): lignin catabolic process
Cellular component (GO): apoplast
Molecular function (GO): hydroquinone:oxygen oxidoreductase activity; copper ion binding
Source: RefSeq, a predicted model, not a curated record